Molecule: messenger RNA, 1326 nt
Organism: Ochlerotatus camptorhynchus
Lineage: Eukaryota; Metazoa; Arthropoda; Insecta; Diptera; Culicidae
Product: acyl-CoA Delta-9 desaturase-like
Exons: 4
Coding region: 144-1316 (390 amino acids)
Biological process (GO): unsaturated fatty acid biosynthetic process
Cellular component (GO): endoplasmic reticulum membrane
Molecular function (GO): iron ion binding; stearoyl-CoA 9-desaturase activity
Source: RefSeq, a predicted model, not a curated record
UUAAUUAAAGCCAUUCGUCGCGAACUAUCAGUCGACAGUUCGCGCAGAGGAUGAGCCGUGAUCGGACGUGAAAAUCGUGCUUGAGGAAAAGCCUGGUGGUUUAGAUAUUAGUAUUUGUUUUCGGUUUUUUAGUUCGGAUCAGGAUGACGGUUGCAAGUGCACCGAAGGCACUCCUGAAGGCCACCCCAUUCAAUGACAAUCUGGUCAAGAUGAAGGAAAUUAUCAGUGACGCCAAUAAUAACGAUGCCGCGAUGAAUGAUGAUAAAAGUGUUAGCGACAAGGAUCUCGAUCGGUACAUAAGCCAUUAUCAGGAAUGGAAGCAGUCCGAGUCCGGAAAAUGGAUGCAAACUCAAGUGGAACGUAUUCUCGGGCUGAAGUUCGAUAAUGAAAUCAAGUGGAAGAAUGUGGCCAUGAUCGGUGGAUUGCAUCUCAUUACGAUUGCGCUGUUCUUUGUUUACGUCUGGGACUCAACCAUUGUCACGUGGGUUUGGGGAUUCAUCGUUGGAGGUUGCGCCGGUUUUGGCGUAACCGGAGGAGCUCACCGUCUGUGGACACACCGGGCGUACAAAGCGAAGCUCCCUCUGCGCAUCAUCCUGAUGUGUUGCUACUGCAUGGCUGGUCAGAACAGUCUGUACGAUUGGGUCCGGGAUCACCGAAUCCAUCACAAGUACUCCGAAACCGAUGCCGACCCGCACAACUCGAACCGGGGCUUCUUCUUCGCCCACGUAGGUUGGCUGAUGCUCAGGAAGCACCCGGAGUGUAUCAAAAAGGGCCGUUUGAUCGACAUGAGCGACGUGCUGGCCGAUCCGGUCAUCCAAUUUCACGAGAAGUACUUCGUGCCGUUGAAGAUUCUGUUUACAUUCGUCAUUCCAUCGAUGAUCCCGUGGUACUUCUUCAACGAAGACUUUGUUCUGUCGUUCUUGGCGAACUGUCUUCUAAGAAAUACCUUGACAUUGAACUUUACCUGGCUGGUGAACAGUGCCGCACACAUAUAUGGCAAUCGGCCGUUCGACAAACGCAUCCAACCGGUGGAGAACAAAGUAGUGUCCAUUGUCGCUCUUGGCGAAGGUUGGCACAACUAUCAUCACGUAUUUCCGUGGGACUACAAGGCGGCUGAGCUGGGCAACUAUUCGACCAAUUUGACCACGUUCUGGUUGGAUUUGUUUGCAAAGAUUGGCUGGGCGUACGAUAUGAAAGAACCGUCCAAGGAUCUGGUGCGAAGGAUGAUUGACAAAUAUGGUGACGGAACGUACAUCACAACUCCAAUCGCUCAGCUGAAGGAAGCCUCGGAACCCGAAACGCCAAAGACUCAAUAAAAAGCAGAAU